Messenger RNA from Bacillus rossius redtenbacheri, 1188 nucleotides. RefSeq names its product cuticle protein 16.5-like. Bases 117 to 773 code for a protein of 218 amino acids. The transcript is spliced from 2 exons. Lineage: Eukaryota; Metazoa; Arthropoda; Insecta; Phasmatodea; Bacillidae. The record is from RefSeq and is a predicted model, not a curated record.
GGGGUCGAGGAAGUGGUGACCAGGGGAGGCGCGUGUAUAAAUACCCAACACCUCGAGGUCCGAGCACCAGUCCUCUGCCCUCGCCGCCGACGGAAACACACCCCUCCCCUCGCAACAUGAAGGUCCUGGCUUGCAUCGUCCUCCUGGCCGCCUGCGUGCUCGCAGAGGAGAAGGACAAGGCCGUAGAGAAGAGGGGAGUGCUGGGUCUGGGCUACGGAGGUCUGGGCUACGGCGGCGGUUACGGCUACGGCGGCUACGGAUACGGCGGCUUGGGCUACGGCCAAGGUCUGGGCUACGCUGCCGCCGCCCCCGUGGCAGUCGCCGCCGCUCCCGUCGCUGCCGUGUCCAAGGUCAGCUACGCCACCACCCACCUCGCCGCACCCGCCGUAGCUAAGGUCGCCGUUGCCGCUCCCGCCAUCAGCUACGCCGCUCCCGCCAUCAGCUACGCCGCUCCCGCCGUCAGCUACGCCGCUCCCGCCGUCGGCUACGGUCUCGGACACGGCUUGGGCUACUCCGGCUUGGGCUACUCCGGCCUGGGCUACUCCGGACUGGGCUACUCCGGCCUGGGCUACUCCGGUCUGGGCUACGCCGGCCACGGUCUGGGACUCGGCUACGCCGCUGCUCCUGCCGUAGCUAAGGUCGCCGUGGCCGCUCCCGCCGUCAGCUACGCCGCUCCCGCCGUCGGCUACGGUCUCGGUCACGGACUGGGCUACUCCGGUCUGGGCUACGCCGGACACGGUCUGGGCUACGCCGCAUACGGCUACCAUCACUAAGUCAAAACGUUUCAGCGUAAAUAGCUGUUUCGCAUCAUCAGCCAACCCGAAGUCAUAAAUUAUUUUCAAAUCCCAAAUUCAUCAGUCACGCCACAAACACAUUCUGAAGCCAUACUUCACCCCCCUCUUCACACUUGUAAAUUCACCAUGAAUCUCGCACCACUUAAUUCUCACUGAUUCUUCUUCCUUUUCUGCUUCAACUCCAUCGCUCACUGUUUUAUUUAACACUAUUUCCCACUCAAAUAUAAUUUACUCUCUUGGGUCGUUGUUGCUCAAAGGCCACAGGGAUGAACGUGCAAUACUACAUAAUACACCUGCAAAAUGAGAUUUUUUGUCAUUAUUGUAUUGUGUAUUUACCUUAAGACCAUUGUAACAUGUGAUUUUUUUUAAAUGACAAUAAAAAAAUUCAAACAAA